Messenger RNA from Venustampulla echinocandica, 2289 nucleotides. Its product is annotated as (Trans)glycosidase. Lineage: Eukaryota; Fungi; Ascomycota; Leotiomycetes; Helotiales; Pleuroascaceae. Gene Ontology annotation, biological process: ergosteryl 3-beta-D-glucoside catabolic process; carbohydrate metabolic process. Gene Ontology annotation, molecular function: steryl-beta-glucosidase activity. The transcript has 3 exons. The record is from RefSeq and is a predicted model, not a curated record. The coding region runs from base 1 to 2289 and encodes 762 amino acids.
AUGUCGCCCCUGAGACUUACCAUAGAAGAUGGCUUCUUUCGCGACUCCCAUGGACGAGAGGUUACCCUUCGAGGCAUUAACGUAGCAGGAGAUGCCAAGUACCCCAGCCAUCCGCAUCAGCCUUCCCAUAUCGCAGACGGCUUUUUUGAGGGCGACGACGUCAAGUUCCACUCGCGGCCGUUCCCCCGGGAAGAUGCACAUAUCCACUUCUCUCGAUUAAAGAGCUGGGGAUAUAAUACCAUAAGAUACGUCUUUACAUGGGAGGCGAUUGAGUCGGCUGGACCGGGAAUUUAUGAUGAGGAAUGGAUCCAGCAUACGAUCGAAAUAUUGCGAUCGGCGCGAGAGUAUGGGUUCUAUAUCUUUAUGGAUCCUCAUCAGGAUGUGUGGUCUAGAUUUUCCGGAGGUUCUGGGGCGCCGAUGUGGACUUUAUAUGCCUGUGGGCUCAAUCCCCAGAGCUUCGCGGCAACAGAAUCCGCCCUGGUCCACAAUACAUAUCCAGACCCCGAGAAAUUCCCUAAGAUGAUCUGGUCAACGAACUAUCAGCGACUGGUGUGCGAAACCAUAUUCACAUUUUUCUGGGCGGGGCGAGAUUUUGCGCCUAAGUGCAUUAUUGAUGGACAAAAUAUCCAAGAUUAUCUGCAGAAUCACUUUGUGAACGCUUGCGCCCACCUUGCCAAACGCAUACAUGAGGCUGGAGAUUUAGAGGACGACGUUGUCGUUGGCUGGGAAAGCAUGAAUGAGCCUAAUCGAGGUUUAGUGGGCUGGCCAGAUCUCUUAUCAUUUCCCAGCGAGCAGAAAUUGCACAAGGGUACGUCUCCAACGCCAUGGCAGUCUCUAUUGACUGGCAGUGGAAGAGCGUGCGAAAUAGAAACCUGGGAUUUUGGAGGCAUGGGCCCGUAUAAAUCGGGACGAGCGCUGGUAGACCCUCAAGGAGAAAGUACUUGGCUGCCCGUAGAUUACGAUGAGUCGAGAUAUGGCUACAAACGAGAUCCCGGGUGGAAGCUAGGAGAGUGUAUCUGGGCUCAACAUGGCGUUUGGGACCCCAGCACCGAUACACUACUGAAGAAAGAUUAUUUCCGGAUUAAUCCACGAACAAACGAAGUUGUUGAUUACGAGGUAUUCACCAACACAUAUUUUAUGGAAUACUAUAGGAAACACAAAAACGCAAUACGCAAACACCACAAAGAAUCCAUCCUCUUCUGUCAACCACCUGUCCUAGAGAUCCCUCCAUCAAUUAAGGGGACGGAAGACGAUGACCCAAAAAUGGUGUACGCCCCUCACUAUUAUGAUGGCAUAACGCUUAUGACCAAGAAAUGGAACCGGUACUGGAAUGUCGAUGUAUUUGGCAUUUUGCGAGGAAGGUACUUGAGCCCUGCUUUUGCGGUCAAGCUUGGGGAGACCGCGAUUCGAAACUGCUUCCGUGACCAGUUAGCCGCUAUAAGAAAGGAAGGAUUGGACUACAUGGGUAAUCAUCCUUGUGUUCUCACAGAAUUUGGUAUACCCUACGACAUGGAUGACAAGUACGCCUACAAGACUGGGGACUAUUCAAGCCAGCUAGGAGCCAUGGAUGCCAACCAUUUUGCUGUUGAAGGCAGCUCCAUGGCAGGCUAUACUUUGUGGUUAUAUAUGUGCGAAAACAACCAUCCUAAUGGCGAUUUGUGGAAUGGAGAAGACCUUUCGAUCUUCUCCCUGGACGACCUGCCUCUCCCUCUUGCUCCUAUUCCACUAGCAUCCAUCAAUGCAUCCACGACGACAUUGGAUCAAAAAUUUAGGCCAGCUAGCAGAAAAGAUCUCUCGGAUGGGCAGACUAUUAACCCUGGGAAUCUAAAAGCCAAAUUGAAGACGCCUUCAAUCUCAUCGCAAGCAACAGACAAGCCGGAGCUUACUAACACUCCUGGUUUCCGAGCUGCUGAAGCGUAUAUCCGGCCUUCUCCAAUCGCGACCUUCGGCAAGAUUAUCAAUUAUGGUUUUGAUCUUCGGAACUGCGAAUUCACAUUGCAGCUAGAUGCUCACAAAGCUGUGACGGACGAAACACCAACCGAAAUAUUUUUACCCGAAUUCCAUUUCCCUAAAGACCAAUGCGAUGUUGAGGUCUCAUCGGGCAAGUGGGCCAUAAGCACGGACGAUGGUGAUGCUGGCUUGAUUCAACGACUCAGGUGGUGGCACGUAGAGGGCGAGCAUUCCAUUAAAAUCAAAGGUGUACAACGACGAUCGACAAUGGGGCUAGGAAAUGAGGACGAGGAUGGAUAUUUGGAUCAAUGCCAGCAGACCAGAUGCACUGUCAUGUAG